UGGUUUCCCCUGGCUUUGGUGGGAUGAGUUGAAGGGAGUCACCCAUGUGCAACAGUAAUUGAGUGAUGUUUGAUUUGCGACUCAGUUCCCAAUGCUUUUUGGGUCUGGGCAGUUCCCAGGAGCAGGGCCAGCAUUUAGGACUUGAUUGGUCCAGCAGAGGUAUCCACAGUGUGUUCAUGGAGAUGAGAGCAUCCUGUUGCAGAAAAGCUGCUGGCAAACAUCCUUCUUAUCCUAGAGCCCUCACCCUGACAGCCUUCAGCAUCCUUGCUAGCCUGAGGGUGAGCUGCAGGGGUUGGCACAGUUGUAACCCUCAGCAUAGCAGAUCAGGGCCAUGUGCUGUCCCUGUCCCCACCUGUGCUGGCUCCUGGUGCUGCUCCCCAGAGACCCUGGCAGUGGGGGGACACAUUGCUUGUUUUUCAAAGCCGUCACCCAGACACCGUGGAGACUCGAAGGGUGAGAGAAUUGCCUGUCCCAAAGCACCAGUGCUGUGGCAGCCUCCUUAACCCCUGUUCGCUGGUCACCAUCCUGCCCAGGUAAUGAAUAGGAUUUAUGUGCUGCUGAUGCUGGCUGUUUUUUUCAGUGGUGUCUGGCUCCAUAGUCUGAAACUGGUUUCUGAAAUAUGCUGUUUGUGGCAUGUUGAAUCAUUAGGAGCAAACAGGCUUAAAAGGGGGAGAAAUUCCAGGAUGAGUUGGCUGCAAGAGAGUGAUCAGAGCAGGAGGGAUGUGCAGAGCACUGUGAGUACAUGGCUGAGAUGACACAAUGCAGGACAGCCUGUGCCAGAUCUUUGUUCAACCUCUGGGCUAAGGGCAGGCUGGGAGCUGGGAUGUCACUGAUUUCCACGGAUUCCUGCUGUCAGGGCUGGAACAGCUCUGCAAAAUCCCUCCUGAGCUCUUUCUGCUCUGUUUUGCUUCCCUGCUGCAGAUCUGUGCGUGUCCGGGAAGGGGAUGAAGGGACUGUCUGCAUCCCAAUGAGCUGGAGCUGCUGAUGCCAAGUGGCUCAAAGAGGCAGAGGGCUCCUGGAGGUGAUGCUCACAGCUCCCCAGGGCGUGAAGUCUUCUCUCUGUUCCCUCUGCCCUGAUGCCUGCAGCUUCAGGAUCUGACUUUGCUGAUUCUUAUCCCUGGGGCAUCUGCAUGCUGUACAGCAGCUGGAUGGACAGGAAGAACAGUGCCAAAACAGUAGCAUCGCAGCUUGCCCUGAGGCUCAGCCACAAGCAGAAUCCAUCCUGAGAAACAGCACCUCAGAGCCAGCAUGUGGAAAAGCUGUCUUGUCCCCCUCCCCCAAAUGCAGGUUCCCUUUCCUGAAGGAUUUCCCCCAUGUAACACUGCUGGAGGUCCACUUAGCAGAAAGGAGGGGGGCACCCAGUGCUGAGCUGCUCUAAAGGUCUUUAUUCUUCUUAGGCUUCAGGAGCUGAGAAAGCUUAAGAACAGAGCAGGAUUACAUUUAUGGUGAAGUGGGAUGGAGAGCUGAGAGCUGCUGGAGCACGCUGUGGGAGAUGCUCCAUUAGGAAAUUACCUCUGUGACCGAGUGCAAGAAAGUGGCUCAGCAGGAGCUCAUGUCCUGUGUGCAGACCUUGUCAAUCAGCUGUGCCACGGAGGGGGGGUAACUUAUGAGCAUCCUUGAGCCGAAGAGUUUAAUUUCUCUUCUUUUUGUUGUUGUUGUUCAGAUUAAGAAGGAGAACAUUCUCAGUUCCCGGAGGAAAAGAAAAGAAAGGUUAAUCCGUGGAGAAGUGAUUAAUUGAUUUUUGUUUGUACUGAACAUUCUGGAAAUGUUUGGGUACAUCGGUUUGUUGGGAUAAUGGCUGUUGGCUCUCAGCGUGCAGAGAAAGUGGAGCUAGAAGUAAUUAAUUAGGUGCAAAUUAAUUUUCCCAACCUUUGAAGAGCACAAAAUCAGCCUCAGAGUCCACAUGAAGGUCGGCAGGAGGAUGCGGGUGGAUUGGUGGAUCGUUGCUUGCUUCUCCUGUUGCUCAGAAAUAUAGAUAUUAUAUACAUAUAUAAUGUGGUUAAGUGGGCCAUCUUUGUUCAAAAAUGCAGCUGUUGUUCCCUCAAGUUACAGUGCUAGAGAAAGAAGAGUGAGAUGGAGGUGUGCUGAUGAGCUGCCUCACAGUGCAAUCCUCCUGCAUGGGUGGGGGGAACGAGCUUGGCCUUUGGGAAGCCUGCACUGAGGGACAGAGGCAGUAAUGCUCUCAGGAGAUAUCUUCUAAGACAGUCUUAGCUGACUUAAUUUCCUGAAGCGUGAGCUGACAAUACUUAUCUGUAUGUGUUUUUGUGUGCUGGUACAGAACAACGAUGCUAUGCAGCACGGGAAUCUUCUUUCUUUCUUAAGGCAGAAUUGCACAGGAAGCCCUCAAGCACUAAAGCCUGGCAGCUUCCAGGUUGUGCUGGAUUUGUGAGGUGCCUUGCUUCCUUGCCCCUUUGCAAGAGGAAGGAUGCUGGUAUUUUUCCUUCAGUGCUUUUUGUUAUAUAAGUUCUGAUCUUUCUAAGAACCCGCUGCCUUGCUCGGCUGCUGUGCUUUCUGGGCCAGGAGCCACCUGACUGAAGCUUACGUGGGAACAGCAAAUGCUUCCGUCAACAUUCACCUGCUCCAAAAGCUCCCCUUGGCUUUCAAGGGCAAACAUAGGCUCCUUUGUUCUUGCUUUCUGAAGCCACAGUCUGGCAGAAGGCAUUUCCAAACACCUGGCUUCUAACACAAGCUCUGGAAGGAUAAAUUGGACUUCAUAUUCCCAACUGUGGAUUCUCUGGGUGAGGUUACUGCAAAUUUGCUCUGUCACCUUGUGUCCUGGCAGAGUUCAGAGUCUGGCAGUGACAGUGUUCCUCCGAGCACCCAAAUCACCUAUCAGGAGUCAAGGUCCUCAUCACCCAGGAGGGGUACAACUAUGUUUGAAGGUGCACGGCUCUGAGUUUGCUCUUCAGACUCGACUGAAAGAGCAUGUGAGGUCAAAUCAGGCCUCAUCAUAUUGCAGCACGUAUAUCAAAGUGCAAAUUGUACGGUGGUUUAUGGGUUUUGGUGUUGCCCUCAAAAUGAACUUGUCCUCAGUUAAUACAUAUUGUUGUCUGCCAUUUCUGGCAACGCUUCUGUGAAGGCCAUUAGUAUGCUAAAUGAUUGAUGAAAUGAAGUUUUUAAAUGAUAUCAACGUGUUAGCUCUUAUGUCUGAGAGAGGAGCCUCCUGGAGCUGAAAGGGAAGGUGCACUUGGAGUCAUGGCUGUGUUUCCAUUCCUGCACACUCUGGAUAUUCUUGGCUGGUGAUCACAACUUUGUUUGCAUCACUUCCCAUGCGCAAAGAGGAGACGACUAACACUGGAGCAAGGUGAAUCUUUUGGGGCAGCCUGUUCCAGUGACAGAAACUACACAAAUCAUUUGGAAUUGGCUCAUGACUUUAUCCCCAAGGUGUCAUUUUCCUUUCAGAUUUUUUUUUUUUUUGGUGUCUUGUAGCCCAUUGCUAACCAGCGUUGGCCAUCUCACCCGUUCUGCUUUGACAGCUCACGUUAAUUGUAGCCUUUGGCUAUGAGCCCAUACAGAAUGGCUAAUCAUCUUACUCCUGGACCAUAUGAUGCCUUUCAAAUCAGCUUACUGGGUAAAGCUUUCACCAGUAUUUGUAAUAAUGGAGGCGUAUGUGAUGAAAUCCUAGAUUAGCCUUACUGAAGUCAUUUUUCAUAAAGCACAAGCUGGCCUGACAGCUUCAAGUGUUCGUUGUCCUUGCUUGUGGUCUAUGAGGACGAGUUCUUUCUGCCUGUGAAACUGAUUGUGAAAGCACCAUUUCCAUCAGUGUGGAAGCUAGGUAGAAGCACGUGGGAGGCCAAAAAAGGUGGCGAUGUUCAAUAUAUAGCUCUCUGAUUCACCAAGAUGAAGACAGCAACCAACAUUUACAUCUUUAACCUCGCUCUGGCUGAUACCUUGUGUCUGAUGACCUUACCCUUCCAAGGUACAGACACGUUCCUGGGCUUCUGGCCUUUUGGCAAUGUCCUCUGCAAGAUUGCUAUUUCUAUAGACUACUACAACAUGUUCACAAGCACCUUCACCCUGACGAUGAUGAGUGUGGACCGUUACAUCGCUAUCUGCCAUCCUAUCAAAGCUCUGGACAUCCGCACUCCUCACAAGGCCAAAGUGGUGAAUGUCUGCAUCUGGGCGCUCGCUUCUGUCUUUGGCAUCCCAGCGAUGGUGAUGGGAUCUGCAGAGAAUGAGAACAACGAAAUCGAUUGUCUAAUUAAACUCCCUUCGCCCGUGGAUUACUGGGAUCCAGUGUUUGGCAUCUGCGUUUUUCUCUUCUCCUUUAUGAUCCCUGUGCUGAUCAUCACCAUUUGCUACAGUCUCAUGAUCAGACGCCUCAAGAACGUCCGUGUCCUCUCGGGCUCCAAGGAGAAGGACCGGAACCUGAGGCGCAUCACCCGCAUGGUGCUGGUGGUGGUGGCCGUCUUCAUCAUCUGCUGGACUCCCAUCCAGAUCUUCGUGCUGGUCCAGUGCCUGGGUGCCAAGGCUGAAAGCGAGCUCGAGCUGGCCAUCUCCUGCUUCUGCACAGCGCUGGGCUAUGCCAACAGCAGCCUGAACCCUGUGCUAUAUGCCUUCCUAGAUGAGAACUUCAAGGCUUGCUUCAAGAAGUUCUGCUUCCCUACUGCCUUCAGAACGGAGCUCCAGAUGUCCAACAGGAUGUGCAGCAUUGCCAAGGAUGUGGCUUAUGCCUGCAAGAACUCAGAGGGGACUAACAAUCCGGCCUGACUAGGCAUGGAAAUCCCCAUGGUGGCUGUCGCCCAGCAGAGUCCAACCACUCCCACGUCAGAGCUAACUCAGAUAACGGCCCUUUAGCAGGACCUCAAAACUGAGAAACCAAGGAAGCAAUUUUGGGAGUUGGGAAAACUGGACGCUGCAAGAGCAUGCAAAAGAGCUGAUUCAAUGCAUUUUUAGUUCCGACGUGCCCUGCACUAUGGAGCACAUUUGAAAUCGGCCUUUUGAUUCCUGUGAAACCCUGGUGGCUUGCAAGGCUAUCGAGAAUUUGGGAAUUAAGGGUUUGAAACAGGCAUUGCUCCUGCAUCUUACGCUUCUGCUGCUGGGAGACAGACAAAAUGCAGACUAUUCCAUUUCUUUUUCCUCCCCGAGUUGUUUCAGAUCCUCGGCUCUUGUACCUCUCUGGGCACUCGUGCAUGGGUUUAUUCCUGCAGCACCACUCUGAAAUUAGACUUUGCUGAAGACAAAGUGGGCAACAGCCGUCAGACAAAACCCAAGAUCAUCUCCAGGAUGAGUCAUCACGAGGGGAAGGAUGCGGGGAGGGAGAGGAGGGAGAAGAGCUGGCAGAAAGGGAAAUUCAAGCUGCCGGGAGCUGGCGAGCUCUGCAGAAAAUCCUCCACCUGAGAGGGGAGAGGAGGAGGAAAAGAUGGAUGAAAUGAACACAAAUCCUUGUUUACAUGCUGCUAUUGUUUGUGGGGUUUUUUUUUUUUUUUUUUUUUUUUUUUUAGCAUUAUCUUCCCAUUGUAAUAAUGGACAGAAUGUCUGUAUAUACACAUAUGCGUCUCUAUAUUGCUAUGAUACAGCUAUAGUGUAAGAUGUUUGUCUUGCCAAGCAUGCCUUGGUGAUCUUCCUCAGUGAGAGGAGGAAGGAAUGAAGCGGAUGGAGUGGCCUAUGAACACAUGUACCUGUGUACAGGGGGAAGCCAUUUCAGAGAGCCCUGCAGCUCCUCCAGAAGGCACGGAUGUUUCUGGUAGGAAGAGCAGCUUAGAGCCGCCCCAUCUGCUCCGUGCGUGCAAAAGAUGACUUACCUAUUUAUCUUGGCAGAGUGACAUCACUGAUGCUGAGAGCUUUGGGAAAUGCUGCUGAGGUGCCCCACCUUCUACCAACCUGACUGAUUUUCUUUAUUUUUCCCCUCUUCCGGACCUUCGUGUAAAAUGAAAUGCUCUGCUAUUUCAUUUGCUCAUGCAAGUGUUCCCAGAGAGUUUGGCCACUGAGUGCCCUCUGCAGGGACAGUGGGCCUGUGUUCUUCCUGAAGCACUGUGGCCACAGGAAAAUUUGGGAAGGAAAGCAGUAGCCCUUGCUUGGAGAUGGCCGGCUGCGGUGGCAGCCAAACUGUACAGACUUCACGUGAAUGUAGUUCUUGUGCUCUGGUCUAUGAGAUGCUGUAUUUUUAAUGUAUCACUUUACCACUAUUUUAAUGCUAUCACGUUCUUUAUAUAUGCUGUUUAAAAAAGAAAAGAAAAAAAUAUCUGAUGUUAUAUUUCUAUGUAGAGUAUUUCCCUUACAGUUGGGCUUAAAAUAUAGACACAGUCUCAGCAUCCCCUGUGUAGGACCCAGGUCCCUUGUAAACUCUGCAAGCUGGGACCAUUCUCAUAGUUUAUACUGGGAAUCUGGAGGGGGAUAUAAGGGAGAACUUUACAAGUAGCACUUCCCCUGAGUAGCUGCAGGAGAGGAGGAGGUCUGGGCACUGUAAGCACUUUGUGAUGGAUGUUUAUCCCCAGGCACUCACCAGGAAAUCUCAUACAGCCCUAGGCACGCCAUGGGGACAGUAACAAAGCAAGCUUGAUGAGCUGUUGUGCUCAUGGAUGCAACGAUGGUGUUGGUCACUGGCAGCGUGGGGUCUUCUGAGCCACACGAUGUGGGGUGUUGGGUAUGAGUAGGGAUGUGGCUGCUGGGCUUUCCUUGCAGUGCCAUGAGCCAGAGCAGAGCCACGCUCCCUUUGUAGCUCCUGGUUGUGUUUUUAAACAGAUUUAUGUCCUCUGAAAGUGUUUGGCACUUUUUAUAAGGAUUUUGUUAUAAUGACUAUGCUGCAACAAUCUCACAUAAUCGAGUAACCAAUAAAUGUGUGUUUACUGAGCUUUUGGGUAAUUCUGUGGCCCUUGCAGUGGAUGUGUAUAGGCAUUCUGUUCGUGCUCGGUGGAGUUAUAAGAAGAGCAACAAAAGCUGGAAGCAAAAGCUUUAUUGUACUGUGCCUACGGAAUUAAAGGCUUGUGCUCAGCUGCCCAGCUGAAGUGCAGGCUCUUUAAUUCUCCUCUAAAAUGGUCGUGUUGGUAUGAUUUUACAAUUACUGCUGUGUAAGUGACAAUUUCCUUGGUGGCUACUUGUGUGCUUCAAUAAAGGAAAAUAAAACCCC
Molecule: messenger RNA, 7069 nt
Organism: Lagopus muta (rock ptarmigan)
Lineage: Eukaryota; Metazoa; Chordata; Aves; Galliformes; Phasianidae
Gene: OPRL1
Product: opioid related nociceptin receptor 1
Exons: 3
Coding region: 3841-4710 (289 amino acids)
Biological process (GO): sensory perception of pain; neuropeptide signaling pathway
Cellular component (GO): membrane; neuron projection
Molecular function (GO): neuropeptide binding; nociceptin receptor activity
Source: RefSeq, a predicted model, not a curated record